ACUGCUACACCGGCUGGGCUGCCAAGUUUUCCCCUCCAAUAGUACUCCUGCUGCUUUCUCUUUUUAGCAGAUCGUGAAAGUUUAAGCCUACUGAAGAUGCACUGACUUCUCAUGUCUACCUCCCUGUCUGCUGCCUGAGGCAGCCUGGGCACAUACCACUGCCUCCUGCUUGCUGAUCAUCUGCUCCACGCACAUCCCUCCUGGACCUCUUGGAUACAGUCUGGUGGAUGCAAGGUUUGGGGAACAAUAACCACCAAGGGUUGGUGCCUGUGAGACAUCCUGGGGCUUUAGAAUCUGUCUGGAAUAAAAGUCUGUCUGCAUUGUGUAUAGGAUCUCCACACCGCUGAAAAAGAACUGUUGGUUUGAACUCCUAUGGAAAGUAAACGAUUUCAUUAAUAUCUACUUAAUCUUGCAUGCUAAUGGUUUAUGUAAGAUUUGUUUCUUUAGAGCUUAUGGAUUCCUAAUUCACACUGUGGACACACCACGAGGAUGUGUUAUGAAUACAGAACAAGCAUCUAUGUCUGGGAUUGUUAAAAGUGAGUUUUGGAUUUUGGUUUCGUUGUUUAUGAUUCUAUUAUGCAGUAAUAAUUUAUUGGAUAACACUGAUUUUGAGAACUCAUUAACUGCUAUAUUGGAUAUAAAAAAAUAAUAUUGGGAUGGGCCUGAUAUUAUCUACCAUGGCUUCACACAGAUCAGGGUCAAUGAUUUAAGGAUUUUAACAAACAGUACCCAGCAGUUUAGCGUUACUGGGUACCAAUUGGAUUUCCUAUAGAAGCUGAAUACAUUGUGAAGUUAUUGUACCCAUAAUUGUUUUGUAAACAGCUGUCAUGCCUUUUCCACUAAGGACAGUACAGCCCACCUAUGUGUGCAGGUUUGAUGCUUCUGAUGGGCAGGAGUCCUGCAAAGGCCCUGCUCUGAUCUUUAACUCCCUUCAAGAGGUUAGCUCCCAUUCCUUAUUGGCCAUCAUCCGCCAACUUUCAGACCUCUCCAAGCAUGCUGAGGACAUCUUUGGUGGCAUCCAAGGGGAGGCAGUCGCACUUGGUCAGCGCAGUGCCCAUCUGCAGCACCGCCUUUCAUCUCUGCAACCCAAAAUAGCACACCUGGACCACAAGAAAGUACCAGUUCCGGUUUCCACUCUAGAUGAAGAGAGUAAAUAUACAGUUCACUAUAGAGCUGCAUGGCACCAGCAGGAUAAUGUUUUCCUCCCAUCAUCCAGACCUCCAUGUGUAGAGGACCUUCACCAGGAAGCCAAGUUGAACCUGAAAUCUGUGCUCCGAGAAUGUGACAAGCUUCGGAGGGAUGGCUGUCGAAGUUCUCAAUACUACUCGCAGGGACCAACGUUCUCAUCGUCUUCCAGCAUGGUUUGCACAAGCUAUCAAGAGGACAGCCAGGAACAUGACCGAAAGUUUUCAGAUUCUUCAAAUGAAGAAGAAAGACUCAUCUCCAACAGAAGGCCCAACACCCCUGUAUCAAAAGAGUUCUCAGACACUCAAACAAACUGGACCAAGGCACUACCACUGCCUACUCCGGAGGAGAAGAUGCGGCAAGAGGCCCAGUCAAUUCAAACUGAUGUGAUCCCCAUAAAUGUAACUGGGGAGAAUUUCGACCGCCAGGCCAGCUUCCGGCGGUCUCUUAUUCACACUGACACUGUGGUAAGACGUCCGAAGAAAGUCAAAAGGCGAAAGACUAUAACUGGCGUACCAGACAACAUACAAAAGGAGCUAGCAGGUACUGGUACAGGACAACUUGGUUUCAGAGGACAUUCUAUGUACAUACCAGAUAACUAUAGCACACUGGAGAAACAAGAAAUAUGUCGCCGUUCAGCACAGCAGUCAGAUACCAGGGACUUUAGCUGCCAGACUGAAGAGAUAAGGGUAGUGCCCCCAUCCGUCAGGAGAAUAAGAGCACAAAAAGGACAAGGAAUUGCAGCCCUGAUGUCUAAUUCUUCAGGAAAUAUGUCCACUCUGAGCGACCCUUCAGGAUGCACCUCACGGUUAAAUGGUGAUCUGCACUUCCGUAGCUUGCCAAGGUCUGGGGCACAUGUCUGUCUGCUUUCUCUGGAUAAGAAGCAGGACAAUCCAAACCAGAGAGAUGACUCAUACAGUACUUUACCACGACAGUUAAGCAAACUUCAAGUUGAUGAUAGCGUAGUUCAUCUGAGAAAUAACCCUAGGGCUGGAACUCUUCAAAGACCCAAAUCCCAAGAAAUUCGGGGCACAGAAAAUGAAUUCUCAUCAAAUCCAGCACGUGUGGUCUCCCCUCAUGCAGCAUAUUCUACCAGUGUCAUUCCAAAUGCCAUGUUGUCAUCUUCCUCUGAGCUGAUUGCAAUUCACACUUCUCAGAGCACUGGUCACCUGGAUAGUAAAGGUACAUCCCACUGCUCUUUGUCCCUUAAAAAGUCUAGAUGCAGAGACCGCAUUGUAGGAAUUACGGAAGAGCAUAAUUUUUCUAGCGAGCACUGGAGCGAGAGCAGCUCAGCCAGGCACCUACAGAUCUCAGAAACAAACUCACCUAGUGCCAUAACAAUGAUCACUCUAUGUGAUUCUGCAUUGUCACUCAGCAAUACAAGAACAAUGAAUAAUGGGCCACAACCUAUGCCUUACAGAAUGAAUACUGGUGGUUUUGUCAGUAACUCACAGGACAGCGAUACUCACAGUGAAUCAAGCUACUCUGAUGGGCGACAAAGAAAUGGCAGCAUAACCAGCAGCAUUAAUAGUGCAGACCAAUGGUCAUAUGAAGCACGGGAAACUGACAGUGCUCCAUCAAGGAAACCAUCAUCUGCUGUCUCUGGUUCUCCUGUGAGUAAUAUGAGCACCUGCAGCUCAGAUAAGAGAGCAGACUCUAGCUCUUUGUACUCUUUAGACCAUGAUGGGUAUUACACUUCAAUGCACAUGGACUCUGGAAUAAAUUCAGGAAGCCAAAGUCAUGACAAUGGCGUUCAGAACCCACGUCACAGUGUCAUAAAUAUCUUAGAUAAAAAAGAGAAGAGCAUGGAUGACAGGUCUACCGGCAGUGACAAAUCUCUUUCACGUAGUAUAUCUUUGAAAAAGCCCAAAAAGCCACCUCCACCUCCAUCCAGAACCGACUCGCUAAGGAGACCAUCUAAGAAAAAUGCUCAGACUAAUGGGCAAGUACUCAAUGAAACCUUGAUUGCUUCUCUCCAACAAUCUUUGCAGCUAAAUCUGAGAGGAAAAGGUAGCAGCUCUGCUUCACAGAGCCCCUGCAGUGAUUAUGAGGAUCCAUGGAUUCUGCGUUCUCGUAGCCAAAGCACAGUGAGUGCAAGCAGUAGUGGGAUGUCAGCCACUGCUCCUAACAUGUACUCUAUAUGUGCUGUUACCCCAUCACAAAGUGAUACAAGUAGCAUCAAAUCUGAAUAUGCUGAUCAGUGGAGCUACAUUAUUAACUAUUCCCAAACUUCUGAUGAACAGCUUAAACUGCAUGGAAUCCCCUCUCCAACAAAAAACGCACAUAUUAAUAAUUACAAUGCAUCAGAAUUGAACUAUGGUGUGCAAGCCUCUAUGCCGCAAGACCACAGUGGGUUAGCUAAACAAAAUAAUUCAUCUCCAGAAAAGCCUUGCAGGGUCACUUCUCCAUCUAGCGGAUAUUCUAGCCAGUCAAAUACACCCACAACUCUGACACCUGUACCUCUCCAGUUAAAAAGCAUGUCUCCUGGAAAUGGAAAAAGCAAAAAAAAGCCUAAAGUGCCUGAAAGAAGGUCCUCUCUGAUAUCCUCACUCUCCAUUUCUUCCUCCUCCACAUCUCUUUCUUCAAAUACUUCAGACUCCAUGCAGCAGAGCACAAAACAAUCCACUGGAACUUUGCUAUCCUUGCACACUCCUCCAACUCCUCCCCUCACUCCAGAUCCACCCCCACCACCUGCAGCUGAUGUAGUCGAUUCCGGUAAUUUGCCAUCUUCACCAAGCUUUCCGCCUCCCCCGCCAGAGUUUACAAUGUUUACUUUGUCUACUGAAGAAACACCACAGUUUUCACACUCACAAUAUAACUAUGCACUGUUAAAUUAUCCUCCACCCCCUCCCCCUUUACCAGUUGGUCACUCAGUGGUGCCUCCACCUCCACCCCUCAUAAGUAAUAAGAUGGUUAAAACUCGGACUGAACUAGUUCCAAAACAAAAGGACAAGAGAAAUUUAGCAAUAAAUUCUCUUAAUAAUCACCUUAAUAAACAAGAUAAUUUAAGACCAACUGCUCCUCUUGUUACUGCUCAUGCCUUGCAAAUGGUGCAGUUAAAAUCUGUUAAAAAAGCUUUAAAAUCGGAGACUAAAAAAUUAGCUGAGCAGGUGCCAGAUUCCAAACUUUGUGAUGAAACGUCAUCCUCAUUUUCACGGCCAUCUUUAGCACCAUCUGCCACUCCAGAUAUGAGAUACAGUGAAAUCGUCAGAGAAAAUCGAAAUAACUUGCCAGAAGAAAAGCUACAACAAUCAAUUUAUCAAAGCAAUACAGCAAAAUUAACUACUGGUGAUUCCGUCACAGAAAAGACAGUUUUAGGGUACAAAGAAGAUGACUAUCAGACAACAAAUGAUGGAAACACGUCAGUUGUGUCCCAAAUGUCAACAUCACAUAAGACAGCAAGCACUUUACAAAGUUCACCAUAUACAUCUCCUAAUAAGAAGCCUCCCCCUAUUUCAAAGAAGCCCAAAUUGUUCCUUAUCGUUCCACCUCCGCAGCUUGAUUUGGCAGCAGAAAAAAUAGCUGAAAUCAAUGAAAAUGUGAGUGUGAUGCCAAGUUCCUUUGAGAAAAAAACUGCUAGUGAACGUUGUGAGGAGCUACAUGGUUGGGAAACAGCUGAAAACAAUUCAGAAGAGACUGCAGGGUUGACUCACCAAGCAGAAGAAGCUGGUUUGUCAGUUUGUGAAGUUGCAGAGAAUACCCGUUUCAUCGUACCUACAUUUACUGAUACCCAAAAUAAGCAGGAAGAGGAGGAGCAGCCAACUAUGUCAGAUGAGGGCAAAACAUCAGACGGCAACAAGGAAACUGCUAGUUGUGACCCAGAGCCUUCUAGAGAAGAAGAAAGUGAGGUCUUUGAGCCAUUAACUCCAUCAAUAGGUCAGAUAAGAAGUUACCCAGAGGGCAAUGAAGAAGUGAUGACUCCUACCAGACAAAGGACCACUGAGGACCUGUUUGCAGUAAUUCAUAGAUCAAAAAGAAAAGUUCUAGGACGCAAAGAUUCUGAUGAUGACCCCAUGCGGAACCACUCUCCAUCGCCACCAGUGACUCCAACUGGGGGUGUCCCAAAUGUAAGCUCUUUCAAGCAACCUGGAGCUAUCCAAAGAAGUAUUCGGAAGUCUAAUACCAGCAGUGAUAAUUUCAAAGCUUUGUUGUUGAAGAAGGGAAGUCGAUCUGAGUGUAGCUCACGUAUGUCUGCAGCAGAAAUGCUGAAACACACUGACCCGAGGUCUCACAGAUCGAAGUCAGAAUCAUAUAUGGAACUCCCAGACAGCCCAACAUUGUCAAGUAAAAACAAGAGAUCCCAAGAUGAGUGGGCCAAGAAUGAAGGGCUAAUGCCAAGGAGUAUGUCUGUCUCAGGUACCAGGUACAGUCGCUCCAGAACUCCACCUUCUGCAGCCAGCAGCAAGUACAAUGUCCGAAGCCGCAUUCAGAGUAGUCCGAUGACAGUGAUUUGUGAAGGAAGAGAAUCUGCUGAAAUUGCUGAAAGCAGCUUCUUAAAGAUGCCUUCUUUAUUAUCCUCAAGAAGUCUGGAUAGUUAUAACAACACUAACUGUGAUUUAAAUGAUUCAUUGGGAGCUGAGGAAUCUAAUGUCCACAUAGACUUGAUGAGUAAACUUUUAGAAGACAGUAAAAGUGAUGUAACUUGCUCCUUAGAGGAAAAAAGUUAACAGGCAGAAGGCAAGCCAUUGUUAAUUUAUAUAUGGAUCCAAUCCCAUGGAAGCACUGAGAGCCCUCAUUAUAAAACAGGCAAUAACGGGCAUUGCCAGGCACUUGGAAUCUUUAUAUUUAAUGCUUUUUCAUUGCUGUCUCAGAGGUAGCAAUUGGUGGAUCUUGGACUAUGAUGAGCACCUACCAAGAAGUAGACUCUUGGAUUUAAAGCUGAGAACUUUUCACAAGGUGCCAGGUUCGAGGCUGAAUUCUUCAGACUCCAUGAAAAAACUAGCAAGUAGUAUUCAAAAAGCCUAACCAGGGUGUGUGUUAGCGGGUUGGCAAUGCUACAUAGUGUUAGGUUUAUAAAGCUUAGUGAAACCUACUUAACAGGGUAACAAAAGCUUUGAAACACUGAUAAAAUGGACUAUGUUGUAGUUUUCAACUUAAGCUUUAUAUAUUGAGUGCAAUUGCUGAACUAUUUAGAGAGGUUGUAAGACUAACGCUAUCAGAUUGCUAGUCCAUGAUUCUUCUGGUACUGCUGUUUUAGGUUUCUUUCCCUUUAUAUUAAUAUUUCCAGGACAGUUAAAUCACUUCUUGUGCAUUUUCAGCUGCUGUGCAGCGGCACAAGUCCACGAUUAUUUUUUAACUUCAUGAAAGCAAAAAACAAACAAAAAAGAGGCUGAAGUUAUAUUGUACGCUUUUAAAAGUGAAUUGCUUUAUUAGUUUUGGGUAUGGUUCAAUGCAGCAAACAUCAACCAAGGAUUGCAGAGAAUAAUAGUUCAAUACUUGUUAUUGCUCUGCUUAUUGUUACAUUUUUAACUGCAAAAUAAUAUUUUUGUUUUCAAUUUUUUUUCUAUCUUUUUCUUUUUUUUUAAUCUAAUAACUUGCACUACAUUUGUGUAACCUUUAUAUCCAGAUGCUUGGCAUACAUUUUACUGAAAUAUUAAGUGAGAAAAUCGAUGCCAUUAUUUCAUUUUUUACCAUUUGGAAAAUGAAUUCUACAUUUUUGGUUACCAAAGAAUAGCUUUUUUUUUAGCAAUAUGCCUGUAAAAUUUCUUAAUUGUUUUUACUUGUAAAAAAUAUAUUUACAAACUGGUUUAUGUUUGCAUUUUCUCUCUUUUUUAACAAUUUGUAGCAUCAUUUGAUGUCUUGUGCAGUUUUAUAUUAUUUGUAUAUAUUAGAAAGUUCUAAAUCUUCACUUUCUACUGGUGUUUAACAUUUUGUACAUUUUUUUUAGAUAAAUAACGCAGUUAACUUGUUAGAUGCUGAUGGGACUGCAGCAAGGUAAUAAGGUGCAGUGUUGUAGACCAUCUCAGCAGUAAAAGAGUUAAUUUAUUUUAGUACUUCUGUGAAAUAUGGCUAUCUCAAAACCUUGGUAUAUGCAUUCAGGGGCCUUUGUUUAUUAGGACAAUGAAAAUGCUGUGACUAUGCUUCAAUAAAGCAAGGCUGACAGGG
Messenger RNA from Bombina bombina (fire-bellied toad), 7290 nucleotides. It is a transcript of the gene NHSL1, whose product is annotated as NHS like 1. Gene Ontology annotation, biological process: cell differentiation. The transcript is spliced from 8 exons. Bases 828 to 5852 code for a protein of 1674 amino acids. Lineage: Eukaryota; Metazoa; Chordata; Amphibia; Anura; Bombinatoridae. The record is from RefSeq and is a predicted model, not a curated record.